This is a messenger RNA of Cololabis saira (Pacific saury), 2188 nucleotides long. RefSeq names its product thioesterase superfamily member 4 (gene them4). The transcript has 6 exons. The record is from RefSeq and is a predicted model, not a curated record. The coding region runs from base 306 to 1061 and encodes 251 amino acids. NCBI's taxonomy places the organism in Eukaryota, Metazoa, Chordata, Actinopteri, Beloniformes, Belonidae.
UGCUGGUCCUGGUCGUGACAUCGGGACGCAGGAAAGUCAUCUGUAGAAUAGUCACAGUGAAAAGUAUCAAGGCGUAUUGGUAAUAUCCUAGACAACUGAAUGUAAAAACGCGAAAACAAUGUAUAUUUUCAGCUGUUAAAUGUUCACAGUUAAAUGUAGUUUGCUAACGAAGCCGCUCACACUUUUGUAACUCAACGACUGUGUUACACCAUCAAGUUACAUAAAUCUUCAGGAGAAAAUUAAGGCACUCUGGCAAAAGCGAAAGACAAAUAGGUUUCUGUAAACAGUUUUUUGUUUUUCUCGAAAUGGCAAGGAGUCUGGGUCGAAUAUUCAGAGGUUUUCAAAGCCUCUGUUCAGUUCCAUUCAUGAAGACUGAGCUCAGCCAUCCGUGUAGCAGCAUGUUCAGGACCUCCUUACGGACCAUGGCGGUGCUGCCCUCUUUCUUCUCUUUCAAGCCCCGGGACUUCAGCCUGCCAAACUCUUCAUGGGGAGAAGAAAUGAUGCAGCUAUACAAAUAUUAUGACAGUCAGUGUGAGGUGAAAACAGAUGGAGAAGAAGGCCAAGGUGGGCAGUGGAAGAGACUGCCAAGCUAUAAUCGAUCCCUCAAGUAUGCUACAGGUGGAGUGUAUCUCAGUAAGAUAAUCCAGUCAAAAGCACGACUUUUUACCCGUAACGUGAGAAACCCUGGGGCAGCAUUUGAGUACGUUCUCUUUAUGCGCAAAGAUGAACAGAAGUGUGUGUGCAUUUUGCAAGCAGGGCAUCUGCUGGAAGGCCCACCAGGACAUGUCCACGGGGGGGCGAUAGCCACCAUGAUUGAUACCGUUACAGGCACUCAUGCCUCUCUGCUUUGUGCUCCAGUGGUGACUGCCAACCUCAGCAUCGACUAUCGCAGCCCCAUCCCACUUGGCAGCACUGUGUUGAUUGAAUCCACUGUGGACAAGAGGGAAGGCAGGAAAACCUUUAUUUCAUGUAAAGUGACCAGCACCGAUGGCUCCAAACUGCACACAGAAGCAACAGCACUGUUUGUAUCUAUCAGCGUAAGCCAUCUACUAAGAGGGUGACGCAAACACACCAGCCUGCAAAAACACUGUCGGCACCAUGUGUUUGGGGGAGGUGGCGGGUCCAAUUUCAUCUAUUUGAUUAUAUGAAAUUGUCAUUAUAAAGAACGCAUACACUUUUUAGUCUUCACUUAUGAUUAAGUUGCAGUUCUUUUUUGUAUGUUUUUGUAUGCUUACUGUUACUAAAACAUAAACAGAACAUAUUUGCCUUUUAUUGAACAAAAUAUUUAUUUAAAUAUUUAACGAUUAUUUAUUGUAUCUUACAUAGUAUUAAUUGUUCUGAUGGCACUGUACAUUUGUAUACUCUGUUUCUUCAGCCAAAACAUCUUGUAAGGUUAUUAUUACGUUAGGUCUACAAAGAAGUUAUAUUGUAUAACUGGAAAGGAAAUGGUCGUUGUUAUCUUGUUGCAUUUAAAGAACAAAUAUAUAAUAAGAUGGAUUGCAUCUUCUUGAUGCAAUCCAUCAGCUCGUUGUCUGUUUUAAUUUGUUUAUUCUUCAUGUGCUGAGCAUUUUUUUUUUUUCAUGAAAUAAAUCAAAUAAUAUAUGGAUCCAAAAAGAAUUCUAAAUUAUUUUGUUGUUAAUCUCCCACCCAAAUGUGAUGUUUUAACUGCGUCAGUAUGACGUAGUAUUGAAUAUGAAGUGCAUGUUUGAAGAUGCCAUUAACACAGUUUUACAGUAUUUAAUCAGAAUUGGGGUUUAAUACUAAUCAAAUAUUUGUAGUAUUUUAGAUAUAAACCUUAGUUUUGUUGUGCUUCCUGUAUUACAUAUUUUAGUUUUGAUUUUCAGGUGUGGGUUGUUGGCUGUCACUCCACCAUGUGGUGGCUGUGGUUAUAUUUAAAUGUGAAGCGUACAUUUUCAUGCCAUAAGAAAUAUUAUGACUUACAGUGGCGAAACAAGCUUGAAACCCCAAACUAAAGUGUAUUCACUCUGGCACUUUGAACAUGUGUGUCUUUCUGUCAAAAAGGACAGGUGUGCCACAGAGCACCGUUACCAACUAACUGGAUUCUUCUACAAACAACGAUUAUAAAACAGUGAUACACACCUUUUUCUCUCGUUAUGUUAGACUUUAGAGCUGUAAUGAUUGUGAAAUGCCUUUAUUUAUUUAUACAGAUUAGUCUCAUUGAGACAUG